Alligator mississippiensis (American alligator) is the source of this 1974-nucleotide messenger RNA. RefSeq names its product E3 ubiquitin-protein ligase TRIM39. The transcript is spliced from 8 exons. Bases 162 to 1616 code for a protein of 484 amino acids. NCBI's taxonomy places the organism in Eukaryota, Metazoa, Chordata, Crocodylia, Alligatoridae. Gene Ontology annotation, molecular function: zinc ion binding; protein binding. The record is from RefSeq and is a predicted model, not a curated record.
GCAGGGCUGGUGCUCCCCGCUCCCCUGCCUGGCUCUCUCUGCUCUAGCUCCCGGUUGGUGCCAGGAAGCUCCGCCCAGGCCCUGGGAGAGCGGGAAGGAAUCGGGCUUCUGUGCUGGGAAAGUGAAAGAACCUGGUCCUGCUGUUCCCGGAGCAAAGAGCCAUGGCUGCGGGGGGCCUGGCAGGGAGCUUCCAGGAGGAGGUGACUUGCUCCUUGUGUCUGGACUAUUUUACAGAUCCAGUGUCUAUCGAGUGUGGACACAACUUCUGCCGCGCCUGCAUCGGGCAGUGCUGGGGGAAAUCAGAGCCGGACAUCUGCUGCCCCCAGUGCAGGGCGACAGCUCCGCAGAGAAACCUGCGGCCCAACUGGCAGCUGGGCAACGUGGUGGAGCUCGUGAAGCAGCUGAGGCUGCAGGCGGGGAGGCACAUGUGUGAGAGGCACCAGGAGGCCCUGAAGCUCUUCUGCCAGGAGGACGAAGCCCCCAUCUGUGUGGUCUGCAGGGAGUCCCGGGCGCACCGAGCUCACACAGCGGUUCCCAUGGAGGAGGCUGCCCAGGACUACAAGGAGCAAAUCCAGAUCCGCCUGGAGCACCUGAGGGAGCAGAGAGAAGAGCUGCAGGGCCUGAAAUGCACCUGGGAGCAGGAGAGUGAAAGGCUCCUGAGGCAGACGGAGGUGGAGAGACAGCUGGUGGUGUCCGAGUGCGAGGGGCUGCGCCAGCUCCUGGCUGAACGCGAGCGGGUCCUGCUGGCCCGGCUGGGAGAGCUGGACACGGAGAUUGUGAGGAGGAGGGAGGAAAACGCCGCCCACCUGUGUGAGGAGACUGCCCGCCUGAGCACCCUGAUCACGGAGCUGGAGGGGAAGUGUCAGCAGCCAGCGCCUGAGCUCCUGCAGGGUCUCCGAAGCACUGUGAGCAGGGGUGAGGAGGUGAUGCCUCUACAUCUAGUCCCCGAGUUCCCUGAGCUGGAGAAGAGACUCCAGGAUUUCCCUGGAGAGAACGAGCUGCAGGAGGCUCUGAUGGGAUUCCUGGAGAGGAUGGCUGCAGAGAGAGGAUUCAGAAGAGCCCACAUACAUGCAGUGGACGUGACUCUGGACCCAGGGACAGCAAAUCCCUACCUCGUCCUGUCUGAGGAUCGGAAACGUGUGCGACACGGAGGCACCCGACAGGAUCUGCCCGACACCCCCGAGAGAUUUGAUCCUUGUGCCUGUGUCCUGGGCUCAGAGGGGUUCACGGGCGGGAGGCACUACUGGGAGGUGGAGGUGGGGGACAAGAUGCGCUGGGACGUGGGCGUGUGCAGGGAGUCUGUGUGCAGGAAGGGGUGGGUCACGCUGGCACCUGGCAAUGGAUACUGGGUCGUGUGUCUGUGGGAUGGCGGAUACGAGGCCUGCACCUCCCCCUGGACCCCGCUCCCUGUGCGUGUGCGACCCAGGCGGGUGGGGGUUUUCCUGGACUAUGAGGGGGGCGAGGUCUCAUUUUACAACGUGACUGACAGGUCCCAUCUCUUCACUUUCACUUGCACCUUCUCCGGGACCCUGCACCCUUUCUUCCAUCCUGGUCUCAAUGCUGGGGACACCAACACGGCUCCCCUGACCCUGUGCCCGGUCCCAGCCCAGCCCUGAGGGAAUCCCUGUCCCUGCCAUGCCCCGUGGGGGGCACAGACUGUCCCCUCCCCUCGCCCCGACUGCCAGCCCCUCGGUGCCCCCAGGGUGGGGGCACGGCUGGGGUCUCCAUCACAGGAGCUGCUCCAGCCUGGACCCUGCUGCUGCCCUGGGCCAGGGGGCGUCUCCCAAUCCCCACACGCACAGCACCCCGCUGGGAGGGACCAGAUCCAAGCUCUCAUCCUUCACUUCCAGAUCCCUGCAGUCCCUCUGGGGUUUUACUUAGUUACUUGGUUUGCCUCUCUCAGCACUGUCCCCCUUUCCCCUCCCCUCCCUCUAUUCCCUUCUAUAUUUAAAAUAAAUACCUCUGCGUUGCAUA